Molecule: messenger RNA, 3592 nt
Organism: Leptidea sinapis
Lineage: Eukaryota; Metazoa; Arthropoda; Insecta; Lepidoptera; Pieridae
Product: putative defense protein 3
Exons: 3
Coding region: 136-639 (167 amino acids)
Molecular function (GO): oxidoreductase activity, acting on metal ions
Source: RefSeq, a predicted model, not a curated record
AAAAAUUGUUCGUUCCAAUUGCUCAAAACUAGAUCCUUUCUCUCGAUACAAAAGUAAAACCAAGAGCGCACUCGUGCGCAGUCGAUCGUUAGAUGUUAGUGGUGAUUACCAAAUUUAAAUUGUGAGUCUUACAAAAUGAUUAUCAAUCUCGCAGCGGUUCUUUUGUUUUGUUGGAGAGUGAAGGGGUUUCCCGAUGGAGCGCCGAUAGAUGCAUGCGUCAAGGACAGGGCUAACCAACCAAACCACGGUCAGCACAGGCCGCAGUCGUUGGGAAUUCUUCCUUACAGAAUCAUAGCCUCAUCUGCUACCUUUGAACCCGACUCCAGGAUAACUGUAACAAUCGAAGGGUCAACGCCCUUCAAGGGUUUCUUCAUUCAAGCUCGUUCGGCUGAGACGGACGCUUGGAUCGGCCAGUGGGAACAAACACCCAACACCACAGUACACCCAGAAUGUUCCUCGAUAACCCACGCCGACCCGAGAGACAAGGCCAGGGCUACCCUCGUGUGGAGAGCACCAGGAAAUUUGCACGGAAGAGUUUAUUUUACAGGGACAGUUUUGAAAAAUUAUGGAACUUUUUGGUCAAACCUCAUUGCAGAAACACCACAAGAUCCAGCAGACCUACAAGUCUUAGGCCGCUAACAUUAAAAAAACUGUAUAAUAGUUACUAUGUGUUACACUAUAUCUACAUUAGAGUGUUUUCCUGUUCAUUUUGCGUCUUCGUUUGAUGCCUGAGCUGCGGAACUUAGCACAUGCGCUACAACUAAUUCGAUAACUCGCAUGCCACUAGCGCACGCUGAUCCACCACCGAUUCACCAGCAACAUUUUCACGUUGCCUAGCAAAACUCUGUAAUAAAAAAGCGAUUCACUCGAUUGUAUGACACCUGCAACACUGAACUCUACUAACUACAUACCACUGGACUGGCGGCUGUCAAAGUGUUUUUGUGCCUGUUUGAUAUUCGCCAUUUUGCCGCUGUUGGCCAUGUAGCGCGAGUCUGCGAUACUAAAACUAGUGAUGACAACCUCAGCAAACAUCGAUAGAUGAUUGUAAAAAUAUUUACAAAAACAAAUUGUGUACUUUAUUACGUUGAUUCUUGAAGUAUAAAUAACACGGAAAACGAACGAAAUUAAUUCAAAAUGGAAAAAAUGCUUCAGAGUAUUGUACAUUCCUUCGCAGCAAAAUUAGUUCUCUGGUCGCUCACGAGUGGCGCUUCAAACAGGCACAAAAAAUUUGCUGUCAAACGGAACAGCCUGUCCAGUGGUAUUUAUACAGGUCAGUGAACCUGCUGUCAUUGAUAAGUAUAUUGACAGAUGACGGCUAUAAUCUUGUAAAAAACGGAGAUAGCUGAAACCCACUACGUAUUAAGCAACUGUUCGCUUUCAAACUUAGCCGGAUUAUAUAUACUUCAUCGCCAAUCGCCAUAUUGUAAUUAAUACUAUUUCAAAGUUAUGUCAAAUGACUACACGUUUCAUACUAAACUAAAUUUCAAUUUAUACUCAGGCAGUUCCGCCGCUUAUUACGUAGUAGUUACAUUCUUUUUGCAGUAAACGAAUUGCGAUAAAGUUAAAACCACAGAUAUAGCCAUAAUAAAAGGCAUAAAAGGCAUUUAUUUUCUCAAAAUUGAUUCCUUUAGAUUUUUUUUUGAUGUCAUUUCUUAUACUACUAGAUACUACUACCGCUUCAGAAACAAAAGGCGCUCUGAGAGAGAAGAAGCGGCGCAAGAAACUCUCCCAGCAUUCUUUUUUUUGCGCUCUUUUCAAUAAAAAUAUACAAUAUUGUAUUGUAUACAGUCAUUUCUAUCGCUAUAAAAUAAUCACAAUCUAGUCCGAUCCGAUGUCCGAUCAUUUAGAUAUUCAGCAGUGGAGUAAUAGGAUUUACGACAGAGCCAUUUUUUUAUAAAACAUUUAAAUUUAUUUAUCGAUAAUGCCUGAACCGUGGCUGGGACUUUAUUGUAGAAGUGUAUACAUUUACCCUUAAAGCUAUUAUGUAUCUUAUGAAGCCUACUAGAAUUAGUUACAAGCAAUCCCUUAUUUCUACUGUUAUAAUAAUGAAAAUCACUAUUAAGAGCAAAAAGGUGAUACGAUUUUUGUGAACAUAUAUCGAAUUUUCAUAAAUGUACUGACAAUGAACAGUCAUAAUAUUUAUUUCUUUAAAUUUUUCUUUGAGAGACUGUCUAUAACCAAGCUGAUAUAUAGCACGAACAGCUCUCUUUUGCAGUGCAAACACUAUAUCAAUGUCAGCAGCAUGACCCCAUAGUAAUAUACCGUACGUCAUGAUGCUGUGAAAAUAACUAAAGUAUACUAAUCUAGCGGUCGCAACAUUUGUGUACUCUCUAAUCUUUCUAACUGCAUAUGCCGCAGAGCUGAGUCUAUCUGCUAGAUGGGUAAUAUGUGGACCCCACUGAAGCUUUUUAUCUAACGUGAUAGCCAAGAAGACCGUAGUAUCCACAAGUUCCAAUCUCUGGUCAUUUAUAAAUACGUUGGUUUGUACCUCCGCUGUGUUUGGUGUAAUAACCACAGAUAUAGAUCCAAAUAUGCCGCGAGUGUAUGUACUUCGCGUGUCAAAAAGUGGACAAAACUCGGAGCAAUGCUCUUCCUUUGACGCUAUUAUUUUAUUUCUUUUUAUGAUUUAUAAUACAUUGCCGAUUUCAGUAAUAAGCAAUACCGACUAAUGAUGUACUGAAAACAUCAACUAAUAAUGCUGCUGCACUGGCAUUUUUAACGACGUCACAGUAAGUACAAAAAAAGGGCACACUUGUUUUUCAUACAGACGGAGGGACUUGCAUUAUCUACUUGGAUCUAUGUCUGUGGUUAAAACUGAUUCUGGAAAAUGUUGUAGAAAGAGGCUUUAGGCAUUCGAGUGAACUUAUAAAAAUGAUGUCAUACUUAAGCUCUAAAUCUUCCACAUUGUAUUGUUCCAAUUCUUCAAAUAGUCGUUCGUCUAGGUUCUCCUUUUUCCGUCCAUCUUGACUAUAUGAACUUGUACCACAGUAAACAAACGAGUAUGUACCAGUACGGAAACUACCUACAAACGUUCGAAAUGACACACUCACAGAAACAUACGCAACGACGAGGCCUCUAAGCGGUCUUGCAGUAGCGGAUGUCGCGUCAAGACGAUUGUCACGUUGUUAUUUUUUCCGAGAUCAUUUUAAAAAUGCCAGCGUAUUGGGUGCCAUACCGCUGUUUGAACUUAGCUCCAUCAAAACUGCGGUUUCCGUUUUUUAAACUAUAAAGUAGUAUAGUAUAUAAGAAUGAUUUAUUGUUAUAUAUUUUUAUUAUAAUUAACUAGUAAGUUUUCGAAUUAUAAGACCGUGGGGUCGAUUAUAAUUAUAAUUAUAGUCGAUGUAUUAAGACAAUAAAGUUGCAGACGUCUUACAGCUGAACGCUUGUUACGAAAUCAACUAAAAGUUGAAACGUAAAUUCAUCAGGACGCUCUCGUAUUUAUUGGACCACUUUUUUGCCCAGCAAUCUAAAUGUUGCGCUUACGAAAAGUUAAAUAGAAAAAAGAUAAAAAUAAAUUAGAAUGUAGUAUUCAAAUACUAAGGAGUUAAUUUGUUUGUCAAUACACUCUUAAUAUUGUAUGACAAAAUCUAGU